Leptosomus discolor (cuckoo roller) is the source of this 795-nucleotide messenger RNA. NCBI's taxonomy places the organism in Eukaryota, Metazoa, Chordata, Aves, Leptosomiformes, Leptosomidae. The record is from RefSeq and is a predicted model, not a curated record.
AUGGCUGAAAUGAGUGAUAGCAACUUAGAUAAAACAACCAUUAUUCAGCAAGCAAUAGCCUCUUGUUGUGCAGUCAUAAUUGCAUCAUUAUUUGCUCUUGAUGUUACCAAAAAUCGACUGCAAGGCCCAAACAAUCCAUUCUCCAAAGGUAAAUGUUGUGUAAACUCCCAUGGCUUUGUGGAUCAUAUAUGUGGUUGUGAGAAUGGGGAGAGCAAACCCUGGUGUAAUAAACCUGGGCAUUUCAAAGGGACGUUGGAUGCGUUUGUGAAAAUUAUUCAAAUAGAGGGAAUUAAAUCACUGUGGAGUGGGCUUCCUCCAACAUUAAUAAUGGCACUUCCUACUACAGUAGUCUAUUUGGCCUUCUGUGACCAACGGAGUGAAGCCCUGAAAUCUAGACUAGGAAAGGAUGAUGAACACAUUGUCACUUUAGCAAUGUGCUGGUGUCAUUAUGAAUGUUUCAGGAAGAUGAUGUGUAAGGAAGCCCAUGAACCAACAUUUCUUAUUGCUUUUACUUCAGCAGCAGCAUCUGGCUCUAUUUUGUUUCUACUGUCAUAACUGCCAUGUGAUGUAGUGAAAACACACAAGCAGGCUGAACUUUGGGAGGGUGAGACCUUAAAAAUUCCACAGAGGGACCGUGCAUCAACCUGGGCAGUUAUGAGGAAAAUUGUUGCUAAAAACGGGAUUACUUUAUUAUUUGCUGGUAUUAUUCUGCGGCUGGUUAAAGUUGCUCCUGCCAUAAUGAUCAGCACUUACGAAUGCAGAAAGUCUAUCUUUUCUCAUUUAAACAAAAAAUGA